GCACAUAAUAGGGUCUCCGAAGGUUGUCCCACAGGGACAGCCAGUAUGCAUAUAUCUACAUUUGAAUGCACAAUUUUGUAGAGCCGCCGACUCUGAGAAGACAUUUUUCGUGUGCACGCGCGUUUCGAAAAUUUGUGAAGGCCUCCCUUUUCGCCUGUGCGUCUUUACGCAUUUCUCUUCAUGCGCAAAUUUUUAAAGUAGGGACCACGCAUAUGUGGGACAUGCCGGUAUACGUUUUUAUACAUGCGGAUGGAGAAACGUAUUGUGCAUAUCCUCUCUGUAGUGCUCUCCACCUUUCAGGCGAACGACGUGAGUCUCUUUGUCCGAUAAAAACUGCUACUUAGCGUACCAACCGUCGGAGCUCCGCGCCAAAGGCAGGGCUGCAAACGUGGCAGAUGAAGACGAAGCGGUGAGAAGCGACAAAGUGAACAGUCACAAAUUAACCCAAACCACAGCAAAACACCCGCGAGCAACCCUUAUGAAUAAAGGCAAACCGAAGGGAAAAAAGAAAAAGGGCACCAAGGGCAAAGACAGUAAGACGAAGAAGCUAUCAAAUGAGGAAGUCGAAAAUUUAGUCAAAAUACAAAGGGAGGAACUGCUCAGGGCAGUUCAAAGGAAGCGCCUGCUGGAGAGCAGAUUGGAAGAAAAGAAAAACGAACUGGAGCGCUUCAAAAAGGAGUACCACGAACUGAAAAGCAAAAUAGACUUCCUCAGCGAGGGCUGCGAAAAGUAUGGCGAAAAGACCAAGGAAGAACCAAAGGUGAUUAAAAACAAAUCAGUGUUUUACAAUUUUCAAAAUGCAGAGGAGUUAAAAAAGCUGGACAAGGAAAAGGAAGAUAUAAAAAAUAUGAUUGGGGAGAAGCACGAGCAGACGAUGAAUAACUUGGUGAGCUUCAUAGAUCAGCAGCGAGUUAACUUGGACCACGUGAAAAACAGGAACUUCGAGGAGAUAGACCACCUGAAUGCGGCCUUCGACUUGAAACUAAGGAACAUGGAGAAACUGUUCAAAACGCACUUGGAAGAAUACGAACACGACAUGAAAGACGAAAUGGAUGAAAUGAUUGAUAAUUACAACGUAAUCGAAAGGAACGAAGUAAUUUAUUUAAACAACCUGUACAACGAUCACAUUAACAGCAUUAACGAAAUUCACGUCGACAUGCUUCAGAAUUGUAAAAAUUAUUAUAUAGAACAAAUUAGGGAAAAUAUUGGUAAAAUAAAAUCACUCAAGAGCAAUAUUUGCGAGUUGGAUGAACGGGACAGGGAAAUAAAAAACAACCUCAGCGUCCACAGUAGCCAGAAUUUGGACAUGACGGAGAAGAUAGGCGCCUUGGAGGUUAAGAGGGAAAACCUCAACAAGGACCUGAAGUUUUACUCCAAAGACUUUGUAAUCUUCAAAAACUUGGAGCUAAUUUAUAACGAAAGCAAUAUGUACAUAAAAAAUCUAAGAGAGUUCGCUCAGAACUCGAAGGAAAAAAUUUCUCAAGUGGAGGAGGCGUUUCAGGAACUCCCACAGGGGGAUGACCAAAAUGGGGACGCUUAUUUUGAAGGCUAUUUUGAAGAUAUAAAAAAUAAAAAUAGGCUAUUAAAAAAAAUGGUACAAAAUAUUGACCUCGACAUGGACGCAGUGAACAAGGAAUUAACUUCCUACAUAAACAGCCAUCAUCUCAGGGAUGACGAUGUACAAAAGGUGCGGCAGGGAAUAAACUUCUGCAUGCAAACUUACAAUAAAGAGUUUGACAAUCUGCUGUACACGGAAAAGCGGGUGAAAAAAAAAAUCAAAGACACUUCCAAUGUGUACGAGAAAAAAUUGCGAGACAUAAAUGUGAAGCAGGGCGGUUAG
Messenger RNA from Plasmodium vivax (malaria parasite P. vivax), 1840 nucleotides. RefSeq lists its product as hypothetical. The coding region runs from base 479 to 1840 and encodes 453 amino acids. Gene Ontology annotation, molecular function: microtubule binding; small GTPase binding. The transcript is spliced from 5 exons. Gene Ontology annotation, biological process: cell motility. Gene Ontology annotation, cellular component: motile cilium; microtubule; Golgi apparatus. NCBI's taxonomy places the organism in Eukaryota, Apicomplexa, Aconoidasida, Haemosporida, Plasmodiidae. The record is from RefSeq and is a predicted model, not a curated record.